UAUUUACACACUGAAACUGAAACACACUUCCACAGCUGUCAGAUCGACUGUGCUCGUCUAGCCGGGUCAGGGCGCGAUGAUUUACCACAAACGUCCCGACAGAGUGACAUUUAGGAGAUUUAUCGCGAUUCGGACCGAAGAAUCUGAUGUGUAACUUCCUGUGAGAGCAUGCGUGAGCGAGAGAUGGCCGGUAGUGUCCGGCACUGGACCCCGAAGCACGUGGGCCGCUGGCUGCGUGAAGAGGGCUUCUGCGAUUACGUGGACCUGCUGUGUAACAAACACCGUCUGGACGGAACCAGCCUGCUGACGCUGAGCGAGUACGACCUGCGCUCUCCUCCGCUGGAGCUCAAGGUCCUGGGAGACAUUAAACGGCUGAUGGUUUCUCUCCGGAAGCUGCAGAAGCAGAACGCAGACGUGUUAGAGGAGCUCGGUCUGUCCUACGACGGACACUCGCCUCAGAACAGCGCAGGUGGAGUGGACUGGCUGUGUAACGGUGAGUCUGCGCGGGAUUGCGAUGCCGUGUUGGACACGUUGAGCGGCGAUCAGUAUCAUCAGUACAACAACGGCAAAUACAAGCAGCAGCCGCGGAGACUGGACCCCGAGUACUGGAAGACCAUCAUGAGCUCCGUCUACGUGGUCUUCGUCUUCGGCUUCACGUCCUUCGUCAUGGUGAUCGUCCACGAGCGAGUGCCAGACAUGAGGACGUACCCGCCGCUGCCUGACAUCUUCCUGGACAGUGUACCCAGAAUCCCCUGGGCAUUUGCGAUGGCUGAGGCCUGUGGCGUGAUCCUCUGUUCUGUUUGGCUGCUAGUUCUGCUGCUUCAUAAACACAGGUCGAUCCUGUUGAGGCGGUUGUGUAGUCUCAUGGGGACGGUCUUCAUGCUGCGCUGCAUCACUAUGUUUGUGACGUCUCUCUCUGUCCCGGGGCAACACCUGCAGUGCACUGGGAAGGUGCGGACAUCAACACACACACACACACACACACACACACACACACUUUCUGAUCCAUAA
This is a messenger RNA of Sinocyclocheilus rhinocerous, 1011 nucleotides long. RefSeq names its product sphingomyelin synthase-related protein 1-like. NCBI's taxonomy places the organism in Eukaryota, Metazoa, Chordata, Actinopteri, Cypriniformes, Cyprinidae. Bases 169 to 1011 code for a protein of 280 amino acids. Gene Ontology annotation, molecular function: sphingomyelin synthase activity; protein binding; ceramide cholinephosphotransferase activity. Gene Ontology annotation, biological process: ceramide biosynthetic process. The transcript has 5 exons. Gene Ontology annotation, cellular component: endoplasmic reticulum membrane; plasma membrane; Golgi membrane. The record is from RefSeq and is a predicted model, not a curated record.